ACACAACAAAGAAGUCGGCUGGUUCGGACGGUACCGUCCAGGAAGCAGCAGAGCAGUCACGUUGAGACAGACUAGGCUGCAUCAGCGCCGCACGCGUGUUUUGCUUGCGCGAGAGAAAGAGAGUGUCGGAGGCAGCCGCCGCGGCAGUCACCGUCAGUCGGCGAGAGGCCUUCGAGCACUACUGACUGACUGACUGAGGAGUAACUGGAGGGACGUCGUCUACCCGCGAAAAGCGUCAUUUCGAAAAACCGGAUUUCCCACGCAUCGCGGGCCCCCACUUUGGACGACCCACACGCCGUUGUGACGCGGUGCGGUCAGCAUGGAGGCCUUUUAUGGUCGCACCAGCAGGUCGCUUUGGUCGUGGGCUCCGACUGGCACACCCCUUCUGUAGGUAGGUGUCCCCCGUCUCGCUGGCCACGUGACCCCCACGGAUUAUGCCGUGUUGAAGGCGCGCAGCUGACAGCACAGGACACUCGACGGUGGGGACGAAAGUGCAACCGCCCGGCCUGCACUCGCACCAACCGGCCGCACAGUCGCUAUUAGGUGGUGGACCCUGACUUGGUCAUGAACCCAGUGAUUGUUUGACUUGCUGGUGAUUUUGUGGUGCACAAAUGUCGACCCAGUCGUACUACAAGGAGCGGCUCGGCUUCGACCCUAAAGAGGAGGCCAACCAAUUCGACAAAAACCAACAGGGCUACGAGGAGAACUUGUCAAAGUUCAAAGGUUUGUGGGAGAUUUUCGUUUCAACUCUAGAUGAACGUGAUGCCAUACAGAAGAAGACCUUCACCAAAUGGGUGAACAAGCACUUGAAAAAGCACUGGAAAUAUAUUCAGACCUACACGUGUCUCCACGUGUGUUCUAAUACCAGUGGACCUUGCUGCUCUCCAAUCGCCAACCGUCACGUGAAUGAUUUAUUCGAGGAUCUGCGAGAUGGCCACAGCCUCAUCUCGCUGCUUGAAGUCCUCUCCGGCGAGCACCUGCCGCGAGAGAGAGGUCGUCUGCGAUUCCACAUGCUGCAGAACGUGCAAGUGGUGCUCGACUUUUUGCGAUACAGGAAGAUAAAAUUGGUGAACAUCCGAGCGGAGGACAUCGUUGACGGGAACCCCAAGCUGAUCUUGGGCCUCAUCUGGACCAUCAUUCUGCACUUCCAGAUCUCGGACAUCGUGGUAGGACAGGAGCCAAACGUCAAUGCCAAAGACGUGCUCCUGCGUUGGGCCCGCCGCACAACGGCCCGCUACCCCGGCGUCCGCGUCAACGACUUCACUCAGAGCUGGCGCGACGGCCUCGCCUUUAGCGCCAUCGUCCACCGCAAUAGACCCGACCUCAUUGACUGGAGGAACAUCCGCAACCGAGCUGUUCGUGAGAGACUGGACCAGGCAUUCCAUGUUGUCGAGCGAGAGUACGGAGUCACCCGACUUCUCGAUCCUGAAGAUGUGGACACACCACAACCUGACGAGAAGUCACUCAUCACUUACAUUUCGUCCCUUUACGAUGUCUUCCCUGAACCGCCACCACUCCAUCCACUUUUUGACCCUGAACUGCAACGACGCACUGGAGAGUACCGCGAAAUCGCGAGCUCACUGGUCAUCUGGAUGAGGGAAAAGCUUGUGGUCAUGCAAGACCGCAACUUCCCCCCUACCCUUAUCGAGAUGAAGAAGCUGGCAAGCGAAUCUUCGCGUUUCCGCAACGAAGAGGUGCCCGUGAAGCAGCACGAGAAAAACCGGCUGGCACAUCUCUGGCGCGAAAUGGAGAAGCAUGGCGAGGCAAACGAAGUUGAGAUUGAGAUCGAGCUGCGCGUGGAGACGCUCGAAAAACACUGGAAUCGGCUGAUGCAGGCGCACCAGGAACGCGACCAGGCCAUUGUGGAGGAAAUCAAACGACUGGAAAGACUGCAGCGGCUGGCCGAAAAGGUUCACCGCGAGAUGAAGGGCGUCGAGGGCCGGCUGGAGGAGCUUGAGCACCGCGUGGACGAAGAGGCUAGACGUCUAGACCGCCUCCACCCGCUCGACGCAAAGCACAACGUCGACGCUUUGGAACACGACCUCAGAAUCGUGGAAGACAGCAUCCAAGCCCUUUUCAAUGAUGUGCAGGUGCUGCUGGACGGCAGAUACCCUCAGGCCCAGGAGCUGCACAAGAGGGUGCAGAAGUUGCACCAGCGCUGGGUUGCCCUGCGAUCCAUGCUGCACACCAAGCUUAUUUCCCAGCUGGCGUCUAUGACCUUCCCUGUGGAAGAAAGAACAGUUACCAGACACACGAAAACCGUCACAGAAACCAGGAUGGUCGACACAAACGUUCACUUCCGGCAGCUACAAGAAUGCAUCGACUGGUGCAGAAUGAAGCUGAGCAAUAUCGGCGAAGCUCGUUUUGGUAACGAACUGGCCGAAGUCAACCUUGAGUUGGAAGCACAAAUCAGAGAACACAAUCUGAUCGAACAGUUCAACACUCAAGUGGAACAAUGCAUUGGCGCCAAGAAUAACUUCAGCGGAGAAGAACUCAUUCUGUACACACAGCAAUUGGUAGUGCUGCAGAAAAUGUACAUUGAGCUGCGCACCAUUUCCGCCAAGCGCCUGCACGACUUAGAGGUGCUGCAAGACUUCCUGCAGUCAGCCACCAAUGAACUCAUGUGGCUUGGUGAAAAGGAAGAAGCAGAAAUCAAGCGCGAUUGGAGUGAUAAGAAUCUGGAUCUGCAGGCCAUUGAGAGCUACUAUGAGCGCGCAUAUGGGACUGCAGUUCACCAGAACCUGAUGAGUGACCUAGAGAAGAGGGAAAUUCAGUUCAGCGCCGUUCAAGAUCGUGGUGAGGCGCUGGUUCUGCAGCACCACCCUGCUGCCAAAACCAUUGAGGCUUACAUGACCGCCAUGCAGAACCGAUGGGCCUGGCUGCUGCAGCUGACCCUCUGUUUGGAAACGCACCUGAAACAUGCUACCCACAACCAUGCCUUCUUCAGAGAAGCCAGGGAGUGCGAGCAAUGGAUUUCACAGCGAGACGAAGUUCUUAACUCUGUGUAUUCAGUGUCCGAAUUCUCUCUUGAUGAAGGAGAAAGGCUUCUGAAGGGCAUGCAGGAGCUCAGGGAGGAGCUGGCUCACUACGGUGAAGUCGUCCAAGCCCUCGUCGACCGUGCCAAGGACGUGGUUCCUUUGAAGCAGCGCAGGCAGCCGGUUUCCAGGCCCAUGAAAGUCACUGCCAUCUGCAGUUACAAGCAGAACAACGUCUCUAUUGACAAAGGAGACCAAGUGACCCUGCACGACAAUGCUCAGAGGAGCAAGUGGAAGGUGACCACGAUCCACAAUGUUGACGCUGGCGUGCCUGGCGUUUGCUUCAGCCUGCCGCCUCCAUGCAAGGAUGCCAUCGACUUGGCUGAGAGGCUGCAGAGGCAGUUUGACCGUUCAGUCGCCCUGUGGCAGAAGAAGCAGCUCCGCAUGAGGCAGAACAUGAUCUUUGCCACCAUCAAGGUUGUCAAGAGCUGGGACCUGCAGCAGUUCCUUGCCAUGGGUCAAGAACAAAGAAACGCCAUCCGUAAGGCUCUGAACGAAGAUGCUGACAAACUUCUGCAAGAGGGAGACCCUAAUGACCCUCAACUUCGCAGACUGCGUAGAGAAAUGGAUGAGGUUAACAGGCUGUUUGAUGAGUUUGAGCGAAAGGCCAAGUUGGAAGAGGAAAUGAAGCAGCUGACUCGCCUGUUCAAUGAGAAGUCGAGCAAUCUGUUGGCUCAGCUGGAGGAAAUCGAGCACACAAUGGCUAUGCGAUCCGUUGCUAUCAUUCCCAGAGACGUUGACACCCUUGAACACCUUGUCAUCGACCACAAGGAGCUUGAACAGCGACUGCAGUCGCUAGAGCCCGAGGUUGAGGCUGUGCAGAACGCGUUCCGCUCCAUUCCUCGCAAGUCGCAGUCCAUGCAGACCAAAAUGGACACCAUCAUCAACAAGUGGACCACUUUGUGGAGCUCAUCUCAUCUUUACAUUGAAAGGAUGAAGUGUGUUGAAAUCGUUCUAGCCGGUCUUGAUGAGGCCACAACUGUUGUCUCUGAAUACGAGCUCAAGCUCGCUGCAUACAGAGAAAUGCCAUCUGACUUGGACGCACUCCAGCAUAUGCACGAGCAGCUGAUGCAUCUGCAGUCAACCAUGCAGCAACAGCAGCACAUUAUCGACCAACUGGGUGAUGACGUGGUUAACACCAGGCGCCUGGUCGAAAAAUCCAGACCUGCUUCCCAGAGAGCCCAUCCGGACGUGGACAGGCUGGAACAGGACGUCCACAGAGUUACCAGCAGAUGGGCUUCCGUUUGCAACCAGAUGGUCGAAAGACUUCGCAGCUGCGAAGCUGGUUAUGAGCUCCUCCAGAAAUACAGCAGCCAGUAUACCCAGGAGGUCACCUGGAUUGAUGAGAGCUACUCGCAGCUGAAGACUCUGUCUCCCCUGGAGGGAUUGGCUAGAGAACAGAUUGAGCCAACAACAGCACUUUAUAAAAAGGUGAAUGAACACAUGCCACAAUUAGAGAAAGUCAAUGUGGUAGGAUCAAGAUUCAUUCGGGAGGCAAAGAUUUACGCGUCCAGGCUGCAACAAUUCAGGCGGCUAGUCGAGGAAUUGCAGCCGAGCUUCGACGCCAGCCAACAAACGAAAAAGCCUCGUUCGUCGUCCCCGCCAGGAGACGAAGUCGUCAGCCAGCAGCUGGACACUCUCAACCACCAAUACCAGAGUCUGCUGGACAUUCUGUCAGAUAGACUGAAGCAGUUCGCGGCUCUGCACCCUGAUGACCCAGCUGUCCAGCUCAUUGUGACGCAGAUGAAGCCGCGUGAAUUCCGCACAUUCAGGACCGAACUGAACUUAUCAGACAUCGGCACUGAUCCAAGAAUAACAGAUAACGAGCAGGACUUUGUCGACUCUUCACCACUACACAGCAGAUCGACCAAAGUCAUCGUCCACUCCCGAGAGGGCUCGCCGCAAAAGAGUCCUUAUCACAAUGGGGGCACAAACGGCAACUACGAUCCCAAUGGAACCAGUCUAGUCUUUUCCGAAACUCGCUCAGUACGUAGGAUUUAUUCAAGUGACCCUGGUGGGGGUAGUGGAGAUUUGAGUCAAACUAAGGGGAUUAUUGACCCAAGAAGUGGGGAGGUUUUGACGUUGGCCGAAGCCAUAGCCAAAAGAAUAUUAGAUGUUAGGACAGGUCAGUUGAUAGACCCGAGAACGGGCAACAGAAUGAGCAUUGGUGAGGGAGUGGCGGCCGGCCUCAUCGAAGAGAGGUUGGCCCAAAAGUUGUUGGGCCCGGGUGGCGUCGACAUCGACAAUCGGCCCACUACCCUUCUAGAAGCAAUCCAGAAAGAAAUCCUGGAGGCUGAAAGGGGUGGCACGUUUGUAGAGCCCAACACUGGCAAAAAGCUGUCCUUUGAAGAAGCCUACAACCUUGGACUCGUCAGGCGGGAACAGGUAAGCCCCCUCCUUUCUUGCUUACUUGCUGCACCUCCCACCAUCGACGAGGCCAUCGCAAAGGGUCUCUUGGACCCUAAAAGCGCCUCUUACGUAGACCACAGCACUGGGUUGACUAUCCCUCUUUCCGAAGCGAUCGAUAGGGGGUUGAUUACGGUCACGACAAGCACUCUCAUCUAUAGAACACCCGGCGUCUCUUUGUCGGACGCUAUCACGCAGAAUUUGGUGGAGGAAUAUUCAGGGCAGCUAGUUGACCGAAGAACGGGCGAGAAACUGACCCUUGACGAGGCAGUUGACAAGGGCAUUGUAAAUCCUGGAAUCAGGGAGGUCGUCGACUCAGCCCAAGAUGUCAAGCUGACCCUGAAGACCGCAAUGGACGUUGGCAUCAUCAAUGCUAUCCAGGGCCGGUAUGAACACCGCGCCUCUGGAGAGCGCCUCACGUUCCACGAAGCACACAGAAGGAAACUGAUCAUUCGACCGAUGACUCUGAAGGACUGUUGCGACCAAGAGUUGAUCAGCGAAGACGGAAAGAUUACCAGUCCAACACACAGGCGCAAAAUCAGUAUUUUGGAAGCGAUCGCGGCAGGCGUUUUGGACGUUGACGCCAGGUCUGUGAGCAAUACAGCAACCGGAGAGUUGUUGUCCCUGUCACAAGCCCUUGCUUCCGGAAUUAUUUUACCAGAGGGGAAGUACAAAGAUGUUAAAGCCGACACUCUGCUCACAAUACCGGAGGCCGCUGACAAAGGCCAGAUAACGUCGGUUGCUCAAAAAAUGAUUUUCGACAUAGACGGAAUUCGUGAUCCAGACACAAGCGAGUAUGUCAGUUUGAAUAUUGCACUUCUCCGGGGUUUGCUCGACCCAAACACAGGUGAGCUUAUUUUGGAUCCCUCUACAGGGGAAAGCUUGUCCCUCCAGGAAGGCGUUGAAAUGAAGCUAGUGCAGCCGCAAGUGCUCGAAAUGCUCAACAGAAAAGUGGGCAUGACCGAUAAAGGUAGAGAAUUGUCUGUGAUUGAUGCUGUGAUUAGAAAGAAACUAGACCCCAGAACGGGGCAGAUUUUAGAGAACGGCCAUCCCAUUUCAGUGGACGAGGCCAUCCGCAAAAACAUAAUUACGCCCGAAGGCGCCGCACUGCUUUCAGGUCUCCUGGACAUUACAGUGACCACUUCGACCGUCACAAAAACGAUCAAACGCUACGUUACCGUUACGUCAAGUGGCGUGACCAACACAGAAGUCACCAUGAGCUACGGAGAGGCCAUCAGGCGCGGCUUGGUCGACGAGUCCGCCGAAACUUUCAAGCAUCCCUCUUCUGGCUUAAUCAUGUCAAUCCAAGAAGCUGCCCAGCAGGGGCUCAUCAGUGGCGGUUCGCGCACUCCGUCGCCAGUUAAAAGGCCGUCCAGCAAGGAGCAGUCGCCGGUCAAGGAGCAACAGAAGCGCCCAAGCAGCUCGACCGAAGGUUCGCCGACAAAAACCAGGCGCGGCAGCAGUCCUUCCCCCUCUGGCGCUGACAGACGCAUUUUUGAGCUACCCCCAGAUGGGUGGUUCUUGUCGGAGGCGAUCGACCAGCGACUGUUUGACCCCGUGAUCGGACUCUUCACGAUUCCAGGUACCGAUCGGCUCGUUUCGUUCGAGGAGUGCGUAAAGUUAGGCAUCAUAAAUCCGGACUCUGCUGAAGCGGUGGACACCAGCAACGGCCGUUUGAUAUCUCUCAUGCGGAGCCUGGAUAAACAUAUCAUCGAUGCCACAGGACACUACAAGGAGAAAACUGGCAAGAAGAUAACCAUGAAAGAAGCGAUUGAAAAUCGGCAAGUGAUUUUGAAGGGCAGAAUGGAAGUUGAAGACGACAGUUCACUUUCUUCCAGGCUGAUUAAAAUCACGAAAGUGACGGGCAGACCUGACAAGCUGGAGGUUUCAGAUGUCAGUGAUGAGUCUCAAUUUAUUGAAAUCCACAGCGCUGUUGACUCCUUUGGAAGCGAACCGGUUGAUCCAGUGCGAGUGAGCGCAGGGGUAGUAUUCGACCCCACGUCCGCAACCGUGUUGCUCUUGCCUGAAAAUGAAAAUGACAGCGCAGCCACCACCAACCUCGUUACGGCCGUUCUGCAAGGAAAAAUAGAGCCACGCUUGGUCAAAGUUAAAGAUUCGUACACUGGAAAAGAACUGAAUAUUAAUGAGGCGAUUCGCAAGGGCCUCGUUGACAAGCACACUGGCGAAUACCGUGAUAGAAGUGGCCGCAAGUUUUCGCUAACUGACGCUGCUAAACUUGGAAUAGUGACAGUGAUCGGCGCCCCUUUGGUCGCAGGAAUGGCAGUGGCUGAGGGAGUGAAAAGAGCAAUUAAGAAAACCGCUACCAUUUUGGACCAGAGCACAGGUGAAGAGGUGCCACUGGAAGAAGCGCUCGAAAAGGGAAUUAUUGACGAGAAGAUCUACCAAGAAAUUAAAAACGGCCACCCUUCGCCAGAGAAAAUGGUAGCAUCAAGAGUUGAAACAACGAAAACAUCGAUCAUUAUCCAAGAUCCGCAGACUGGCGAAGAAGUGCCAAUCAAAGAUGCACUUGAAAAAGGACUCAUCACACCCGAACAGCUUGAAGAGCUGUGUAAUAAAAAUAUCAUGCAAGAGAGAACUGUUGAAACAAAAACUCUGCUUGUUGAAGACGAAGACAUGGAGCCCUCAGAAGCUGAAAAGACGCGAGAAAGAGUCACAACAGAGCCCAAGUACAGUGUUACCAUCGGCAGAGCUAGGUCAUUCACGCAGUCACCAGAGCGCGAAGCAAAGCCUGUCGUAUUGCAGAAGAUGCGCAAGAAGAUGGUGAAGCCAAAAGAUGCAAUCGACUCAGGUCUUAUUGACGAGAAAACCGCAAAUCUGCUUGAAAAGCUCCAAGGACCCGAAGGUGCGUCUCUGAGCUUAGACGAAGCACUGUCUCAAAACCGACUCGACGGUAGCCAAGGACAAAUCAAAGAUCCCCAACGAGGUGAAAAAUUAAAUAUUUCAGAGGCUCUCGAGAGGGGAAUUUUGGACUCGCAAUCUGGCCAGUUGCUAAUUCCAGUCGCUCACUCCUUGUCCAUACCGGAGCUAGUUGAGCAGGGGCUGGUAGAUAAAGACAGCGGAAAGAUCAUUCAUCCUGAAACAGGAACUCUGCUCUCCCUGAAAGAAGCUUUAUUGUGUGAUAUUGUGGACCCAAUGUCACCCGUGAACGACCCUCUCACUGGCGAGACAAUGACUCUAGCAGAAACCAUUCAAAAUGGAUCAAUUGAUGCAAACGAAACUGUUCUAGUCACAAGAGAAUUCCCGAUCGAUCUGCUCACUGCUGUGAACGAAUACAAUUUUUUCCAGCCGACAAAGCACUCGCCAGACGCAUUGCCUUUGCCUCCAGUUGGCAUGACAUUCCCGUUGGCUUUGCAGAGAGGUCUGGUUGACGCUGAAACAAUUGAAAUCAUCCAUCCCAUCACUGGCAAGAGAAGGCCAAUUGAUGUGGCUAUCAAAGACGAUUUUAUUAUGGCCCUUCCGCAUCCGGUUUCACCAGACAGCGUUGAAGUCACUCAAGCGCUGCAGUGCAAUUUGAUCGACAGUCAAAAUGGAACUUUCACCAAUCCAAAGUCGGGCAAAGAGGUGCCCGUUUCAGAAGCAGUCGAAAUUGGCCUGUUAGUGGUAAAACCGGUCCCUCAUCACCUCUCCAGCUUCUCUGGGCCCGUCACUGCCGUGACCGAAACGGUUACUUCGUAUCACACGAUCACCACGAAAACAAUUGAACUGAAACCAGGCUUUAUUCUUGUCAGCGCGAACGAAGUGAAAAACGUGAAGACUGGAGAAGUGCUGACUUUAGAUCAAGCACGAGAUUUAGGCGUGGUGAAUGAUGAGUCUGAAGUCAAAAAAGAGUUCAGCACGAGAGAAAUAAAAAUGGGAUUUUCAGAUGCCGUCGAAAAGGGUCUGGUUGACCUGAAAAAUGGAACUUUCAGUGAUCCAACCAGCGGGACAAUAUCAAUCGAAGAAGCAAUCACUAAAGGACUUCUCGACACCGCCCCUAAAUUGGCUCCAAUCGCUCAACCAAGUGGAGCCAUGAAUGCGAUCGAAGCGUUUGAUUCAUUAUACAAUCCCGAAUCACAGUCCUUUACCGACCCAAGGUCUGGAAAACCGCUUAGCUUUGUGGAGGCUGUUGAUGCUGGAUUAAUAGGCAAAGACUCGGUCGUUUAUGACAUUACUCGCGGAAAACAACUCACAACUAAAGAAGCAAUUGAAAAGGGUUUGCUUGAUCCGCAAACUGGUUUCAUGAAAGAUUCUCACUCAGAAAAAUCUCUCAGCCUCAAAGAUGCUGCAAAACUAGGACUAUUAGCUGUUGUUGGAGCACCAAUUCUGGCUGGAAAAGCUAUAGUGGACGCUGUGAAAAGUUCAAGAAUCUCGCAGCAAGAAUCUCCUGUUGAAGAAAGAAGAUCGUCAUUGAAAGAGAAAUCUCCUAUAAUUACAAUAAAAUCGUCCCAGACCACGCCGGUUUAUGAAAAGUGCUCAUUGAAAGACGCAAUCAGCAAUAAAAAAAUUCAACCGCGCACUUGCACAAUCCAUAUUCCCAUCGAAAAGCCUCUGACCGUGGAAGAUGCAUUGAAUUGUGGACUUGCAGUUCCUGAAGACAUCGUGGAAAUUGUUUCACGACUCGAGGUUCAUCUCAUCGAAGAAGUGAGAAACCCUCCUACGACCUACAGCUUGGACAAAGACUCUUUUGUAAACGAAGGAAUCUAUGACCCUGAGAGUGGGACGUUCAAAGAUCCUGCAACUGGAGAACCAAUCGCAUUCCACGAAUUAGUUGCUGAUGGAGUGUUCAAUCCCGAGACCACAUUUAUCAAAGAUCUGCGCACUGACGAAUUCAAGCCUUUAAAAGAAGUCCUUGGUAGCCUAAUUGAUAAAAAUACUGGAAAAAUUGUGGAUCCAAAAACUGGAAAGCGCAUCUCUUUCUUUGAUGCAGUCGAGAUGGGUUUGAUUCAAGAGCAGAAUAUCAUGGACGACUCGAUUGAAUCGAGGACUCCUGCUCUCUCUUUGACAGAGCUAAUUCAAAACGAAAUCUACGAUCCAGAAACUGGUGACCUUACUGAUCCCACAACGGGGGAGAAAAUCAGUCUUGCCGACGCAAUCGCUACUGGAAUUGUCGACCCACGCUCAAUUAACAUUCGAAACCCUGAAAACGACGACAUCAUCCCUCUCUCUGACGCUAUCAAGUUUGGCAUAAUUGACUUACAAAGAGGCGUGAUCAUCAACACUGAAACGAAGAAAGAGGUUGAGCUGAAAGUCGCAUUCCUCAACGGUCUGAUAGUGAGCAAACGUAAACCACUCUCUCUACAAGCGAUUGUGCAGAAAAAGCUCUAUGACAGCCAAACAGGGCUAAUCAAAGACACACUGACGCAGAAUGACGUCACUUUAGAUGAAGCAAUUAAGCGUGGUAUCGUAGACGUUUUCAGCACCGAGUGCAAGGACACCAUCAAGGGCCAGUACGAGCUUCUUGAAGACUCGAUGAACAAUGGAAUCGUUGAUCCAAUCGACGGAAAAUACAAUGAUCUAGCUACCAAGCAAAAAAUUCCUUUGGACGACGCAGUUAAUAAAACGCUAAUCAGAACAGUGAAAGACCCUGUGGAGCUAAUUGACGCGAUUAAACUCGAAAUAUAUUCGCCUGCCACCGGCAAAAUUUUCGAACCUUCCAGUGGAGAUGAAAUUACACUUAAAAAGGCGAUAUCAGAUGGCUUCAUUGAUUGCUCAACUUCUAGAAUUAAAAAUGAUCUCAAUGGCAAAGUGGUCCCUGUUGACGAAGCUGUAAAAACGAAGCUCUUGGACGACGAAGAAGGCAUCGUCACCUAUCCACACACAAUGAAAUUAGAUUCGGCAUUGGAAAAAGGCUACAUAAUGAGCACCAAGAAACCGUGGUCCUUGCAAGAAGCGCUGGCGCACGGCUGCUAUGACCCCCAAACGGGUCUCAUGACCAUCGGAGAAACUUGCACUCUUGACGACGCAAUGAAAAAGGGAGAUAUCAAUAGAAGCGCUCUCACCGUCAAAGACCCGCGGUCAAGAGACAUCAUCACCCUCGGAGAAUCGAUCAAAGUUGGCAUCAUCAACCCCAAAGAAGGAAUGGCCACCGACCCAACCAACGGCGCCGACAUGCACUUCUAUGAUGCCCUCGAGCGCGGCCUGAUCAUUCCGGCCAAACGUAAAUUCUCCCUGCCCGAAGCCGUCUUCAAAGGAUUUUAUGAUCCAAAAUCAGGCAAGUUCAUUAGUCCAGAGUCACAAGAAAAGCUAUCUACUGACAAGGCAAUCAGAGGCGGCCUCAUUGACCCAGCUUCGACUUUGGUUAAAAGUCACAUCACUGGCGAAUUGGUCACUUUCGUCCAGGCCAUGAAGGACGGAUUGAUUGACGCGAAAGCAGGAACCCUGAAAACUGGUCGCUUCAAAAGAGUCGACUUCCAAGAAGCUUUUGACCAAGGUUUGUUGAUCGAGGCGCGUGUGCCUAUGUCCUUGAGCGAGGCGCUCGCCAAAGGCGUGUUUUGCGAAAGGAGAGCGAGGUGGCUUGACCCCAGCACUGGAGAAUGGCUGACUCUUGAAGAGGCUCUCGAAUGUCGCCUCGUCGACCCAGAAUCGGUCCACGUCAGAGACACCAAAUCUGGCUUCUGGAAGAAAAUAUCAUUGGCCGAAGCAAUCGGCGCCGGUUUCAUCGACAGCGAUUCCGGCAAACUGAGAGACUACGAAAGAGACGUCGAGGUAACUUUGUCGCAAGGCUUUGAUUUGGGACUGAUCGUGGACAGUAAAGCAGCAAUCUCAUUGCAAAAGGCUAUUCACCAAGGCCUCUACGAUGAUACUUGCGGAAAAAUCACUGACCCAAACUCGGGCAGAAAAAUUACAUUGCACGAGGCGAUUCGCAGAUACAUUAUCAAUCCUAUGCUGCCAUGCUUCUGGGACAAAAAAUCAGGCCGCCUAAUGUCUUUGGUGGAAACCUGCCGUGCAGGAAUCAUCGAUCGCCGCGCAGGUAGUUUUCACGAACCUGGCUCUGACGUUGUGGUUUCUAUAUCGGAAGCUUUAGAACUAGGACUGAUUGUGGAUAUUGAAAACGCAUUUGGUCUUUACGAAGCCAUCAAAAUGGGUCUUUAUGACAAUGAAACAAAGAAAUUCGUUCAUCCGUCAAGUGGACGCAAACUCGCUUUGAGCGAAGCCUGCAAGGAAGAAUUCAUAAAUCCAAAAUUGUCUAUUAUAAAGCACGCUAAGUCUGGCUCGUACAUGAAGCUACCUGAAGCCAUUGAAGCAGGUCUGGUAAAUGCCGAUGUUGGCGUGUACAACAUGCCAGACGUGAAACCAUCUCAUUCGAUCAAUUUGAAAGAGGCCCAAGAGCGCCAGCUCAUCGUAACUGCUAAAAAGCCUCUUUCAAUGGCAGAGGCAAUGUCCUGCGGAAUUUUCAGACCGGAAAGUGGCAAGUUCAUUGACCCUGACAUCGGCGACUACCUCGAUCUCAACCAAGCUCUUCUGCAUGGUCUCAUCGAUGGAAAUACCUGCGCGCUGAAAGACCCACUCACAGGUCAGCUGAAGAGCCUGAACUCUGCAAUUGAAGACGGUGACAUCGAUGUCGCCAAAGGGCGCGUGAUAGAUCCUAAAACUAAAAAAUCUUACACUUUCGACACUGCUCUUGCGAGGGCUCUCCUAGUUACCGUUGAAAGACCAAUCACCUUCCAACAAGCCAUCCGUCGCGGCUCAAUCGAUUUUCUAAAGGGCACCUUCAAAGAUCCUCGAACCAGCAGAGAAUGCACUCUUGAAGAAGCAAUCAAAUCCGAACUCAUCGACCCUGAAUCUGCAGUCAUCAAAGAUCCAGAAACAGGACGAUUCAAAACGCUCAAGAGAGCGCUCAACGAAGGACUCAUCGACCUCAACAAGAGAGCCAUGUUUGAUCCGCAAAGUGGAAAAGUCAAAACACUCACAAUUAUAUUCGACCAGGGUACCAUUUUAUUCCUCAGAGAGCCACUGACCUUUGAUUCCGCGGUCGAACUCGGCCACCUUGACAUCAACACGGGCCGAUUCAAAGACCCGACCUCUGGCGAGUUGCUCACCUUAAAGGACGCGGUCAACGCCGGGCUCAUUGACCCUGAUUCUGCACUUGUGAAAGACACAGAAAAGUGCAAGCUCCUGCGUUUGCCUGAGGCGUACAAACAGGGGCUGGUUGAUGCAGAAAAAGCCAACGUGAUCAACACAGCAAGCAGUCACCUGUGCCCACUCAAAGUGGCUGCAGAGACCGGCUUGAUCGUCACCCCCAAGCGCGGAAUCUCCUUGAUUGAAACCCUGAAAUACGGGUUAUACCACCCAAAAGCCGGUGGCAAGUUCACUGAUCCGUUCACCAAUAAAAAACUGACCCUGUCCGAAACAAUUGAAACGGGAAUUAUCGACCCCAGUUUGACUAUGGUUAAAGACGCGCAAUCAGGCACAGUUAGUUCCCUCCCUGAAGCGAUUUCCUCGAAAUUAAUUGACGCCAAACUCGGAGAAAUGAUGGAAAAUUCAAGCGGACGCAAGAUCGAUCUGCUACAGGCGUUGGACAGGGGAUACUUAUUAGCGGCUGAAGCGAGGGAAGCGUUGAUGGAGAAAUACCGCCACUGUGAUGAGACAAUAUCAAAACUCCUGGAAUGGAUUGCUGACAUCGAAGAGCAGCUCGCCAACCAGGACUUGCUCAAGGAGACUAUUGAAGAGCUCAAAAAUCAAAUCAAUGAUGUCAAGCGCAUCAAAGACGAUCUGGAUGAACACUCAAGGCCUGUGGCCGCCAGCCUGGACCAAGCCCGCCAGAUCGCUGCUGAAGGCAAAGACGUCUUUUCCAGCACCGAAGUCGUUUUACUCGAAAAGAACGCUGAGAAGCUCAAGUCUCGGUACGAAAAGGCCUCAGACCGUAGUGACAAGCUCCUGCGCAAGCUGCUUGCCGGCGAAGAGGACCUUACGAAAUACAGAAAUGAGCUUCGCACUUUCACGACUUGGCUUACCAAGGCCCAGCAGAGCUUGGAGGAUAGGGAGAAGGCCCUGGGCACCCUGCAACGCAACGACUCCACAAAGGAGUUUGUGAUUGAUGUGAUCGCCCACCAGGCCGACCUACGUUUCCUCUCCAUGGCAGCUCAGAAGUUCAUGGAAGACUCCAAGGAUCACCUUUCCGUCCUCAACGAGUACAGAGUCAGCCUUCCACAGAGACUGUCCCAUCUGGAGCCCAGAAAGGCCUCUCUUGUCAAGCAGGAGUUGCAAGAUGUCACCCAGGCUUACCAGGAGCUGCUCGCAGGAGCCAACAAACUUCAAGAUAGGGUUGCCGGAGUUGGUGGUCGGCAGAAGGACUACAAGGACGCCCUGGACAAGGCCAGAGCAUGGCUCAAGGAGGCUGAGCCAAGAGCAAACAAGUGCCUUGCUGAGCCUGUCAGUGCUGAGCCCAGAGCCGUGGAAGAACAGCUGCUUAGGACCAAGUCUCUGCACACUGAGUUCAUUUCGAACGAGCGGUUGAUCAUCACUGCAGUGCAAACAACAGUGUCUCUGAUCAAGUCUCUGGAGGGCGAGCUGUCGGCGCAAGAUGCCGAUGCUUUGGAGAUGCCCGUGAGAGAGCUUGAGAACAAAUACAGGCAGUUGCUUGAUGCGCUUACUGAGCGCUGCCAAGCUCUUGACAUUGCGCUUGUGCAGAGUCAAGGCGUGCAAGACGCUCUUGACAAUCUGGGCAGCUGGCUGAAUGCAUCUGAAGGACAGCUAAAAUCUUUGGCGCGUCCUGCAAGCCUUAUUAAGGAAAGACUGAUGGAGCAAAUCAGAGAGCAUCGAAUGCUGCAGGCUGAUAUUGAUUCCCACCGCGCAGCUGUCGACAAAGUGUCUCAGUCCGCUCAAGAACUUCUUGCCACUGCCAGCAAUCCAAGGGUUGCCAAGAAAAUUGAGACAAAACUCAAGGAAGUUACCACAAGAUUUGAUAAAAUGGUCGAGCGAGUCAACAAGCACGGCUUGUUCCUCGAAGAGGUUGCGGUCGAGCUUGAGAAAUGGACUCUGCAGAGCAAUGCCUUGGAGAGCUGGCUGAUUGAAAUAUCUGAUGCUGUUGAGGUUGCCUCCAAGAUGCCUGCAGAAGAGCAACAAGUUCGUCUUGACAAGGCUCUUCAAGCGAGAGAAACCAAGAAACCAGAGUUUGAGGAAAUCCUAAGAGCAGGCAAAGCUCUUGUCUCCAAAAAAGAUGUUACUGAUACCAAUCAAGUCAGGGACAAGCUUAAGGCCCUCGAAAAUCAGUGGAAAGACUUUGGCAUCAUUCUUGAAGAGAAGCAGAAGCUGGGCAAGGCUCGUGCCGAGCAGCUCAAUGCGUAUGAAAAGCUACGCGCCCAAGUUCUUGAGUGGCUCACGUACAUGGAAAACCGUGUUAACCAACUCGCUCCUGUGGCAAUCGAGCCAGAUUCCAUCAAGAAACAGGCUGAAGAGAUCAAGCCUCUUGUCAAGGAGCAUCGCGAUUAUGCUAACACCAUUGACAAGGUCAAUGACCUGGGCAAUGCAUAUGACUCGCUCUUGCGUGGUGAAAGGCCUGACUCGCCUAACCGUAGGCGCAGCUCUGCCUUCAGUCCCACAAAAAGGCCCUCUGUCAGCAACCAGAGGCGUGGGUCGCAGGAUGCGCGAAGCCCGUCACCGACCAAGUUGGCUAACAAUUUCAAUAGCAUGCAAAGUCCUGUAUCACCGAAUGGUUCCAGUGGCUUUAGCAGUCGCAGAUCCUCUCAGGACGGUUUCCACAUGGAAGAAAGUCCAGUUCAGCAGCAGCUUGUUGAGAUCAACAACAGGUAUACCCUGUUGGGCUCCCGGCUCACUGACAGGCAAACAGAAGUUGAGGCUCUCAAGGAUGAAAUCAGAAAGCACCUUGACAACCUCAAAGCCCUCUCACAAUUUUUGGACAAAAUCCAAAGGCAGCUGCCCAAGGAGAGCGUGCCCCAAAGCAGAGACGAAGCUGACAAAGUUGCUCGCCAAAUUAAGGCGAUUAUGGAGGAAAUGUACGAGAAGCAGUCCCUAUUGGACAGUACUCGCAACCAGGUCAAUGACAUGCUCAAGCGGAAGCCGAAUGCUCCUGGUGCUGACACUUUGCGAGAUGAACUGACUGAUGUUGUCUCUAGAUGGAAGGGUCUGCAAGAUCGCUGCAAGGACAGAACCAAAUUUAUGGAAGACCUGAAGGACUUACUCGACACACACGACCAGCUUUCAAACUGGCUCACUGCCAAGGACCGCAUGAUGACUGUGCUGGGUCCUAUUUCUUCCGAUUCGAGAAUGGUCCAAAGUCAGGUGCAGCAAGUGCAGGUUCUGCGUGAGGAAUUCAGGACACAACAGCCGCAGCUGAAGCAUCUGACUGACCUAGGAGAGGGAGUCUUGAACCACCUUGAUGAAAACUCUCCAGACGGCCAGAGGGUAGCAAACAAGGUCAAUAGCAUUCUGGAACGCUGGGCUGAUCUUCUGGGCAAACUGGAAGACCGCGCCAACUCGCUCGGCGCUGCUGCCAACACCAGUCGCGAAUUCGACGCCGGCUUGGCUCGCCUCAAGGAAGCCCUGCAAGCCAUUUCUGAUGAACUGGAUGAGCUUCCCAUGGAUAAGGAGCCUGAGGAGCUGCUCAGGAAACUGGAGAACCUGGAAAGACAGCUUGAAGGCAAAAGACCUUUGUUGGCCGACGCUGAAGCAGCAGGGGAACAACUGUGCCAAGUGCUUGGCGAUGCUGCUUCCAGAUCAGAGAUUCAAGGCAAACUGGCUCAGGUCAACAAACAGUACCAGGGCAUCCAAAGGAAACUCGACCUCAAGAAGGCCGAGCUGGAGGGCAGCCUCAGAGACGGCCGUCAAUUUGGAGAAGAUUGCGCAAGGACUUUGGGCUGGCUGAAUGAUGAACUGGGUCAGCUUUCUGAAAAGCUUCUAGUGUCUGCAGACCGCCAUGUUCUGCAGCAGCAGCUUGAACACCAUGAGCCUGUGUACCGCGACGUGAUGGCCAAGGAGCAUGAAGUUAUAAUGCUUUUGAACAAGGGCCGUGACACACUCUCCAAGUCCCCUCAGCAACGAUCUGGAUCUGAAAGGAACCUCCAGAGAGAUUUGGACAAGAUUCAGCAGGCUUGGGAGAAAUUGAGGAAGGACGCAGUGGACAGAAACACCAGGCUGCAGACUUGCAUGGAACACUGUCGCAAAUUCUACCGGGGACAAGAAUCGUUCCUUCCCUGGCUGGAGCAGGCUGAGUCCCGUCUGGACACCUUGCGACCCACCAGCUUCAAGAAGAAGGACAUUGAGCGCCAACUGAAGGAACUCCAGAAUUUCCGCAAUGACGUCUGGCGCCAUUCUGGCGAGUAUGAAAACAACAGAACCCAAGGAGACACCUUCAUCAGCGCUUGUGACAUGGACAAGGAUGUUGUACGUAAUGAACUUGGAAGCAUGAAGGAGAGAUGGGAUGCGCUGAAUAACGAACUGCUGGAGCGCACCCAGUCCUUGGAGGACACAGCCCGUCGCCUUGCUGACUUCAAUGACAAUCUUCGUGAUUUCUCCCACUCAUUGGCCCGCUGCGAGGACAAGCUGGCUUCCCAUGAUGCCUUGGGAGGCGCUGCCAAAGAUCCAAAACUGCUGGAAAGGAUCAAGAAUCUGAGAGAAGAAACAGCGGCUCUGAAAACACCAUUGCAGUCUGUCAAGCAGCAGGCUGGAGAUUUGGCUGACCAAGCCGCCCAGCACGGAGCAGACGCUUCGUCGUUGCAAGAGGAUGUUGACGCUCUUGGUGACCGUCUUGAUGACCUCGCUGCCAGGCUGGACGACCGAUGCAGCGAGCUGCAAUCAGCUGCCUCUGCCGUGGGCCACUUCAAUGACCAGGUCAAGGGUCUUACCCACGAUCUGUCUCGAUUGGAGGAAGAGCUUGACGGCAUGAAGCCGCCUGCCAGAGAAAUCAAGGUUGUCAGAGUGCAGAUUGAGGAAACUGCCAAACUGGUCCGCAAGAUCAGCAAGGCUGGAGAAGACGUGACCCAAAUUGUGGAUGCUGGAGAAGAGCUGGUUGACUCUGGAUUCGCUGCUGAUGUGGCUGCGACUAGAGAACAAGUUGAGCUUCUGCAGAAGCAGCUUGGCCGCUUGGAAGAGAGGGCCAAGGGCAGGGAAGACGCCCUGGAAAGCACUCUGCAGAGGCUGGAGGCCUUCUAUGAAAUCCACACCGCUGUUGUCAGAGAAAUCAGCGAUGUCUGGGAGGAGACCAAGAGGUUCAAGACCGUUGCAACUGAAGUCGAGGCCAUCAGGAGCCAACAGGAGGAGUACAGGCAUUUCCACUCCGCCAACAUUGAAGGCCUCACUGUCCAGGUGGAGGAAUGCAACAAAUCUGGACAAGGUCUUAUUCAAAGUGCCGCCCCUGGUGUAAACACUGUCAAUCUUGAAAAGGAUCUGGAGAAGAUGAAUGAGAAAUGGAAUGACCUCAAGGAAAAGUUGAACGAAAGGCAGCGUAAAUUGGACGUUGCACUUUUGCAAUCAGGCAAAUUCCAAGAAGCACUGGAUGGCCUUGCCAAAUGGCUCACUGACACUGAAGAAAUGGUCGCUAACCAAAAGCCACCCUCUGCAGACUACAAGGUGGUGAAAGCUCAACUGCAGGAACAGAAGUUCCUGCGGAAAAUGUUGGCUGACCGCCAAAAUUCCAUGUCUUCCCUGUUCACCAUGGGUCAAGAAGUAGCUUCCAGCGCUGACCCAGCUGAGCGAAAGCAAAUUGAGAAGCAGCUCAAGGAACUGAUGGGUCGCUUUGACAAUCUGUGCAAUGGAGCCCAAAAGAGGCAAGAGGACCUGGAGAAGGCCAUGGAUGUGGCUAAGAGGUUCCAGGACAAACUUGCUCCCUUGAAUGAAUGGUUGGACAAGACAGAAAAGAAAAUCAAGGAUCUGGAAGUUGUACCAACUGACGAGGAAAUGAUCCAGCAGCGCAUCAAGGAGCAUGAUAAUUUGCACAAGGAAAUCAUUCGCAAGAAGCCAGACUUUGAUGAGCUGACAGAUAUUGCACAGCUUCUGAUGUCCCUUGUUGGAGACGACGAAGCCAGUGCACUUGCGGACCGUCUUCAAGAAGCCUGUGAUAGAUACGCAGCGUUGGCUGUCGACUCUGAAAAGGCCGGAGCCUUGCUGCUCGCGUCCAAGGCAGGUCUGCGCAACCUAGUUAUUUCAUACCAAGAUCUGCAAGGAUGGAUGGACGAGAUGGAAAGGAAGCUCAAUCAGUACAAGAUUCUGGCUGUACAUGUCGACAAGCUACUUGAGCAGAUGAACGAUCUUGCUGAUGUGACUGAAAACAUCUCCAAUCACCAGCAAGCUGUGGACAGCACUGUUGACAUUGGUCUGGAACUAAUGAAGCACAUUACCAACGACGAAGCCAUCCAGCUCAAAGAUAAACUCGAUGUGCUCCAACGCCGCUUCAAUGACCUUACUGUUAAGGGCUCAGAUCUGCUCAAGCAGGCUCAAGUUGCACUUCCUUUGGUGCAGAACUUCCACGAAAACCACACCCGGCUGGUGGACUGGAUGCACGCUGCCGAAGGCGCUCUUCAGUCCAUCGAGAGUGGCACUGGCGGCAGCGGCUCUACCUCGUUCGGCCAAAAUCUAGAGGAGGAAAUCCGCCGGCUGGAGGCUGAUCUUGCUGAGUACAGGCCUGUGCUGGACGCCAUCAAUGUGGUUGGUCCCCAACUGUGCCAGCUGUCGCCUGGCGAAGGCGCUUCCACCAUUGAAGGCUUGGUCACCAGGGACAACAGGAGGUUCGACGCCAUCGCUGAACAGAUCCAGCGCAAGGCUGAACGAUUCCACCUGUCCAAGCAGCGUUCCAUGGAGGUCAUCGGGGAUCUGGAUGAGCUACUUGAUUGGUUCCGUGAAAUUGACGGCCAACUUCGAGAGGCUGAGCCUCCUAGUGCUGAUCCUGACGUCAUCCGAGUCCAACUGAAGGAACACAAGACCCUCAAUGAUGACAUUUCAAGUCAGAAGGGCAGAGUUCGUGACGUUUUGUCCACCGCCAAGAAAGUCCUCAGGGAAACUAACCAGAACGAGGACACCUCCAUCAUCCGUGAGAAAGCAGAGGACUUGCGAGAAGUCAUGGACACCGUUUCAGCUCUCAGCUCGGACAGACUCAGCGCUUUGGAACAGGCUCUGCCUCUGGCUGAGCACUUCCACGAGACGCACGCUGGGCUUUCAGCCUGGAUGGACGACAUGGAGCAGCAGGCAAGCAUGCUGCAGCUGCCAGCCCUGAGGCCUGACCUGAUCGCGCAACAGCAGGAUAGAAACGAGCUCUUCUUGCAGUCUAUCAACGAGCACAAGCCUUUGGUUGACAAGCUGAACAAGACCGGAGAGGCUUUGGUCAAUCUGUGCGCGCCCGAGGAGGGAUCUAAGGUGGCCGACAUCAUGGAGGCUGACAACGCCCGCUAUGCCGCCUUGAAGGCCGAGCUUCGUGCCAGACAACAAGACCUCGAGAGGGCUCUUCAAGAAAGCUCUCAGUUCUCGGACAAGCUCGAAGGCAUGUUGCGUGCUCUCGCCAAUGCUGCAGAUGCGGUUAACGGUGCUGAUCCCGUUUCUGCUCAUCCCCCUAAACUCAAAGACCAAAUCGACGAGAAUGUUGCUCUUGGGGAAGACCUGGACAAGAGGGAGUCAGCUUUUGAAGCCGUUAAGAGAGCUGCUGAGGACGUGAUUGGCAAAGCCAAGAACAAACAAGAUCCGGCCGUCAAAGACAUCAGAAACAAACUGGACAGGCUCAACAAAUUGUGGAAAGACGUGCAGAAGGCGACAAAUGAUCGUGGAAAGUCUCUGGAUGGCACUUUAGCCAUUGCUGAGAAGUUCUGGAGGGAGCUUGAGGGUGUCAUGCACACUCUUAAGGAACUGCAAGACACCUUGCAGUCUCAGGAACCACCUGCAGUCGAGCCUUCGGCCAUCAAGCAGCAGAAACAGGUCCUGCAGGAAAUCAAGCGGGACAUUGACCAAACCAAACCAGAUGUGGAAAAGUGCAGGCAGACUGGACAAAACCUGAUGAAGAUGUGUGGAGAGCCCGACAAGCCAGAGGUUAAGAAGCACAUUGAAGAUCUGGACAAUGCAUGGGACAACAUCACUGCCCUGUAUGCCAAGAGGGAGGAGAAUCUCAUCGAUGCCAUGGAGAAGGCAAUGGAGUUCCAUGAAACUCUGCAGAAUCUCCUCGCUUUCCUGGAAAAGGCCGAGAUCAAGUUUGCCAAAAUGGGACCUUUGGGCUCUGACAUAGAUCAGGUGAAAAGACAAAUUGAACAACUCAAGGACUUCAAGGCUGAAGUUGAUCCUCACAUGGUCAAGGUCGAAGCACUGAACAGAUCCCUUCGAAGGCAAGCUCAAGAGUUGACUGAGCGCACAUCUGCAGACCAGGCGGCCGCCAUCAAGGAGCCGUUGUCCACAGUCAAUAGACGUUGGGACGAACUCCUCCGCGCCAUGGUUGAGCGCCAACGCCAACUGGAGAAUGCCCUCCUUCGUCUUGGACAGUUCCAGCACGCACUCGGAGAACUCAUGGUCUGGAUCGAUCGCACAAAUAAGACCUUGGACGAGCUGAAGCCUGUCGUUGGUGAUCCUCAAGUGUUGGAGGUCGAGCUGGCCAAGCUGAAGGUCUUGGUCAACGACAUCCAGGCUCACCAGACCAGCGUGGACACUCUCAACGACGCUGGUCGCCAGAUCAUCGAGUCUGAAAAGGGCACCACCAACGCCUCAGUCACUCAAGAUAAACUGAACAAUCUGAACGUCAAGUGGAGAGACUUGCUGCAGCGGGCUGCAGACAGGCAGAGAGAACUUGAAGAUGCCCUCAAAGAGGCUCACGAGUUCAAUGCUGACGUGCAGGACCUGCUGUCCUGGCUGAGCGACGUUGAUGGCAUAAUCGCCGCCUCCAAACCUGUCGGUGGGCUGCCUGAAACUGCUUCCGAACAGCUGGAGCGUUUCAUGGAAAUCUACAACGAGCUUGAGGAAAACAGACCCAAAGUGGAGACAGUUCUGCAGCAAGGCAACGAAUACCUGAAGAAAUCUAGUGCUGGAGCCGCCAAGAAUCUGCAGAAUCAGCUGAAGACCCUAAAGCAGAGGUGGGACAGCGUCACUGCCAGAGCCAAUGAUAAGAAGAUCAAGCUGGAAAUCGCCCUGAAGGAGGCCAACGAGUUCCACGAGGCUCUGCAAUUGUUUGUCGACUGGUUGACCGGCGCAGAAAAGACGUUGAGCAAUUUGAAGCCUGUUUCUCGCGUCAUGGAUACCAUUCUGGAACAGAUCGAAGACCACAAGACCUUCCAAAAGGACGUCAGCGUCCACAGAGAGACCAUGCUUGCCCUGGACAAGAAGGGCACACACCUCAAGUACUUCUCGCAGAAGCAGGACGUGAUCCUAAUCAAAAAUCUGCUCAUCAGUGUCCAACACCGGUGGGAGAGGGUUGUCUCCAAGUCUGCCGAGCGCACAAGGGCUCUCGAUUUAGGCUACAAGGAGGCCAAGGAUCUGCAUGACAGCUGGUCUGAGCUGAUGAAGUGGCUGACGGAGGCCGAAGACACUCUGGAUGAGCUUGCCGCAACUACUGGAAACGAUCCAGAGAAGAUCAAGUUGCAGCUGGCCAAGCACAAGGAGUUCCAGAGGGCACUCGCAGCUAAGCAGCCAUCAUAUGACGGCACAAUGCGGCUCGCCAAAAAUGUGAAGGAAAAGGCGCCCAAGUCUGACGAGAACCAACUCAAGGACAUGAUGACGGAGCUCAAGAACAAGUGGAACAGUGUUUGCGCCAAGUCAGUGGAUAGGCAGAGGAAAUUGGAGGAGGCCCUGCUGUUCUCUGGCCAAUUCAAGGACGCCGUCCAGGCUCUUUUGGACUGGCUCAAGAAAGUCCAGGGUUCAAUGGUGGAAGAUGGACCAGUGCACGGUGACUUGGACACUGUCAACGCUUUAAUCGACAAGCACAAGUCUUUCAAGGAAGAUCUUCAGAACAGAGAGACGCAGCUCAAGUCGGUCCUGAAAACUGGCGCCGAGCUCAAGUCCAAGGCUUCCGUUACUGACGCCGAAACCAUCACCAAGCAGCUGGAUGAGAUGAAUGAUUCGUGGUCUAAGGUUGUGCGUAUGAGCGACAGGCGAAGCUCUAGACUGGAGGAAGCAUUGAAGGAUGCUGAAAAACUGCACAAAUCGGUGCACAUGCUUCUGGAAUGGCUCUCUGAUGCUGAGAUGAAGCUCAGAUAUGCUGGACAGUUGCCUGAGGAUGAACUGGAAGCCAGGCAGCAGAUCGAAGAACACACCAAGUUCUUGCGGGAGCUGGGUCAGAAGGAGUACGAGAAAGACGACACCAUCAGGCUUGCCCAAAACAUCUUGGAGAAGGCCCAUCCCGAUGCCAUUUCAGUCAUCAAGCACUGGAUCUCAAUCAUCCAGUCGAGAUGGGAAGAAGUUUCCAGCUGGGCCAAACAGCGUGAGUCUAAGCUCAAGGACCACAUGCAAUCGCUCCACGACAUGGAAGACAUUUUGGAAGAGCUUCUUAGCUGGCUAGGAGGCCUUGAGAGGACGCUGCAAGAUCUGGAGGCUGAGGAUCUUCCUGAGGAGCCUGUGCUGAUCGAAGGAUUGAUCAAGGACCACACCGAAUUCAUGGAGACCACGGCAAAGAGGCAGGGAGAUGUGGAUGGGGUGUGCAAACCCCGCCAGAUCCAAGCGCCCAACCCAACCAAGCAGCCAGCCACCUUGGGCCGCAAGGGUUCCAAGCCUAAGACCAGCAUCGGGGGUAGAGACGACUAUGACGGAUACAGAGACCGAGAGUCGUCGCCUGAACACGACCUGGGCAGGAGAUCAAGCCUCAGGCACGGAUCUCGGGAAUCAACUCCUGGAAUCCAGUUGCGCAAGGAUAGUCGUGCAAGCCCAACCAGAGAGAAAACGCCAGACGAUUUGCCUCACUAUGGACCUCGUUUCCCUCCCAAAGGAAGCAAAGCGGAGCCGCAGUUCCGCAAUCCGAGGGUGAAGUUGCUGUGGGACAGGUGGAGAAAUGUUUGGAUGAUGUCAUGGGAACGACAGCGCCGUCUGCAUGACCGCCUCAAGUACCUUAUCGAACUUGAGAAGGUCCGCAACUUCAGCUGGGAUGACUGGAGAAAUAGGUUCCUGAAGUUCAUGAACCACAAGAAGUCCAGACUCACGGACCUCUUCAGAAAAAUUGACAAGAACGGAGACAGUCUCAUUCCACGCGAAGAUUUUGUUGAUGGCAUAAUUAAAACCAAGUUCGACACAAGUCGACUGGAGAUGAACGCUGUAGCCGACAUGUUCGACCAUGACUCUCAGGGUCUGAUUGAUUGGCACGAAUUUAUCGCUGCUCUGAGACCAGACUGGGAAGACAAGAAGCCGAAGACCGAGGCUGACAAGAUUCACGAUGAAGUCAAGAGGCUGGUCAUGAUGUGCACGUGCCGGCAGAAGUUCAGAGUGUUCCAAGUUGGAGAGGGCAAAUACAGAUUUGGAGACAGUCAGAAACUCAGGCUGGUCAGAAUUUUGAGGUCAACUGUGAUGGUGCGUGUCGGUGGUGGUUGGGUGGCCCUUGACGAGUUCUUGGUCAAGAAUGAUCCCUGCCGAGUGGAAAUGUUACCAAUACCAGAUCCGAACAAGCCAGAGCAACACGAGGCUUGGUGUCCUCUGGGGCCAAUUGAGAAAUCCAAGGGUCGAACCAACAUUGAGCUGCGCGAGCAAUUCAUCUUGGCGGAGGGUGUUUCCCAGAGCAUGACUGCCUUCAAAGCCAAACCCAGUCCCAACUCGUCAAAUGUGUCGAGCCAGGGUGGUUCUGGCCAACGAAGUUCCUUCUCAGGCACAGCUGGUCCCAUCACCAAGGUGCGAGAAAGGAGCGCUCGUAGCGUGCCCAUGAACACUAAGGGCCGAUCCUCCUUCUCUGGCGGCACCCCUGACUCCCUCAGCGACAACGAGACCGGAUACCCACGCACAUUCCGCAAGACGUCGGCGCCGGUUGGACGGUCCAGUCUGACGCCAGGAGGCAGCCAGCCAGGCAGCCGCCCUGGCAGCAGGACCGGAAGCAGGCCUGUCAGCAGGCACGGCUCCAACAUGUCCCUUGAUAGCACUGAUGACUGCUGUACACCAAGCCGUAUUCCCAUGAGGCGCGUUACUGCGCCCUCAAGCGGGUAUGGCAGAACGACCGUCUCUUCAGCCAGGAAACUCACUGUGCCCAUCAACGGCACAGCUCCGUCGUCACGUCCGAGGACACCCACUAGCCUGAGCACACCGACCGGCAGGACCGGAGGCAGGUUGCAGAGGGCCACGUCGGCGUCCAGCAUACCCUCUUUGUCAGGGUCUGGCAUUAGGUCCAAGAUUCCGGUCUAUGUUGGUUCCGAAUCUUUAGGGAAUCAGCAGGCGGCAAGUCUUACUUCUGCUUCUUGUCCUGGUUCAAAAAGGACCAGUUCGUCUAACAUUCCUGUCCUUGUGAAGAAUUCAUCCAGGCCCGUAACUUUUAAAGAGACAAAAAGUUGCACGCCUAAAGGCAGGUCGAGAACACCAUCAGCGUCCAACAUUCCCGUUUUAGUAUCAAACUCCAGCAGGACCCGAACACCGUCAGGCGCAAGCACCCCUGGCACCGCCACCCCUGGCUACACGUCCAAGUUGGUGCGUCGUUCGUCAGGAGCGUCGGACACGGCGACCGGCAUCACUCGAAAGGGCUCGAAGCAGCAGUCCCCGGAGAGUCCUGCGCCAUUCCACCUUUAAGAAAAAGCUCUCUAAUGAAUGACCUGCAUUAAUUACUACAAUUUGUGUUCUUGAGUAACCGCAACAGUGAUUAACUCCUCAAAGUAUAGUUUUAACACAUUUACUUAAAAAAAAGACGCAAAACCGUAAAUGGAGUUUAAUGUCAUUUCAAGUUGUUUUUAAACGCAAAAUGAAAAAACAUCAUGUAACAGUUCUUUUUUUAAUUUGCAUUAAUUUAGUUUUAACACAUAUCAAAUGAUGAGUUGUAAUGUGUCGUAAUCUAGUAUCGUUGCAAAUAUAUACAUGUACCAGCAUUAAACCACCAAAUAGGUCUGAUUAACAAGGAAAUUCGCUCUCGGCCGCUGCUUCGCCGGUCCCGCCUAAUAACUCCGGUUGAUGCGUGUGCGGCGCAUCGGACGGACUUUAUUUUGCCUGGAGGCGAAUUCUGUGGCGAGCCAAAGAAAAGGGGGGUCUUUUCGGGUUCGCACUCACAGUCAGCUGGCCGCAGAGCCGGGAACCACCGAAGAGCCAUUCAAAGUUUUCUUUGCCAUAUAUACAAACUAGUUUUUAUUUAAGUUGGCUCUUCGCGAGGUGCGCAUUACAACUAAUGAGACAAAUGAUUACAAGUGAAGAACUAAUAACGACUGAAUUCUUUGCAACUCUGGCAAAACGCAUGGUGUAAAUAAAACGCAUCAUUACUACUAUUAUCGAGUAUCUAGUGAAUAUAAAAAUGUAUCUUGAAUUUGUAAAGAGAGAUGAGAAUUUUGUUCUAGUUUCAGGCACAAUCGAUUGUUACUCUCCGCCCCCGUUUGAAAUGUUCCCACAGAGAAAAAGACGCAUGCAUUGUUGUUUAGUUGAAUCUAUUAGAGUCGUUUGCCAAUUUACGAAUGUAAAGAAGAAUCAGCACAAAUUAUUUUUAUGGAAAGCUGAUUUGUUCUCGACGCUGCUACCGCUGUGAGCUUAUUUGAUACGAGGUUUACACUACAUUUCAAUUGCACGUUGCUGUAAAAACACCUCAUUCGAUGUAAACUAAAUCGUGUAAAAUCAUUUUAUUUUUCUUUGUGUGGGCAAGUUGCAAUUUUGCAACCAGAAAUUUAUCGUGAAAAUCUGUUUUUAAAAGCUUCAGUUGUGUCUCGUAUCAGCGAUGGGAAUUUUGAGCCAGCAAAAUUUACUCUGGAACAUAAAAAACACGAGCAUUACAAAAAAACGUAGUUUAAAAAUCUUGUUAACAUAAUAAUUUUGCUUAAUAAAAUCUCACCUUAUUAAA
This is a messenger RNA of Cloeon dipterum, 27300 nucleotides long. RefSeq names its product dystonin-like protein short stop (gene shot). The record is from RefSeq and is a predicted model, not a curated record. Gene Ontology annotation, biological process: cytoplasmic microtubule organization; intermediate filament cytoskeleton organization; wound healing. Gene Ontology annotation, cellular component: hemidesmosome; membrane; cytoplasm. Bases 612 to 26054 code for a protein of 8480 amino acids. NCBI's taxonomy places the organism in Eukaryota, Metazoa, Arthropoda, Insecta, Ephemeroptera, Baetidae. The transcript has 64 exons. Gene Ontology annotation, molecular function: microtubule binding; structural molecule activity; calcium ion binding.